Molecule: messenger RNA, 4157 nt
Organism: Penaeus indicus
Lineage: Eukaryota; Metazoa; Arthropoda; Malacostraca; Decapoda; Penaeidae
Product: zinc finger protein Xfin-like
Exons: 20
Coding region: 492-3983 (1163 amino acids)
Biological process (GO): regulation of DNA-templated transcription
Molecular function (GO): RNA polymerase II cis-regulatory region sequence-specific DNA binding; DNA-binding transcription factor activity, RNA polymerase II-specific
Source: RefSeq, a predicted model, not a curated record
UUGUUAGUUUUUAUCUUUAAAUUAAUAGGUUCUGCAUCUUCAGAAAGUCUUCCAAGAUUUUUCCAUGGAACUAUAUAUUUAUCUUUAUAUGAAUUGUAUCCUUAUUUAUAGUUUCCAUAGUUCUAUAUUCUCCUACAGAUAUUCAUAAUUCAUUGAGCACUGUCUUGGUUAAUAAGGAAACUUAUUAGCAUAAUAACUGAAUAGUAAGUUUUUUGCUCUUAAACAGUUAUUAUGUUCCUUUACUACUUAAUCGCGUAUAUGUUAUGUAUGAACGAUGUGUGUAUCACUGAUGUUUGUGGUUUCUUAUAUUCUCAGAAAUAUUAUAUUUUUUAAUAUUUAAUUGAAGGGGUUGCCAGUGUUUGGGAUAGAGGUUGGAAAAAUAUAGUGUAUUUGUUGAAUAUCACCAUUAGUAAGUAGAACAUUGCCUACAGGUGGGACUGAUCACCAGCAGCCGGAAAGGUGGUUGGAGAGAUGCCUCAGGAGCCAGGCCCAUGAGUGACACUAAAUGCAAGUUGUACAAGUGUCCGUACUGUCAGUAUACCACUAAGAAGAACACAAAUAUGACAGCACAUAUAUGUAUUCAUACAGGGGAAAAACCUUUUAGUUGUCCACAUUGUUCUCGAAGAUUUACACAGAAAGGAAAUCUGCAGUCACACAUGUACACACACACUGGAGAGAAGCCAUUUGCUUGCUCGUAUUGUCCAUAUCGCUCAACACAAAAGAGCAAUUUGAAGAGUCAUUUGUUUACUCAUCAUCCUUCUGAGAAAAUGGUGAAUCUGGACAGUGGUGGUCAGUCAGCACAAGGGAGAGGAAGACCUCCAAGACCAGUGCAGAAUCACUUCAACCCCAGCAAGUUACACCGGUGUCCUUAUUGUUCUUAUGCAUCUGCAAUGAAAACAAAUCUGAAUAACCAUGUCCGUACCCACACAGGAGAAAAACCCUUCCUCUGUCCUCACUGUCCACUUAGAUUUUCCCAGAAGGGGAGCUUGCAGACGCACAUUCGAAUUCAUACGGGUGAAAAGCCAUAUGUGGGUCUUGGCAUUGACGGCAAGAGUGUGAGUAGAAGAGGAAUCACAUGGACAGAAGAAGGCCAUACAUCCAAGGUUCAUCAGUGCCACUACUGUGCAUACAUAGCAACAACUAGAACAAAUUUGUUGAACCACAUCCGUACUCAUACUGGGGAGAAGCCUUUUGCUUGUCCUCACUGUCCAUUCAGAGCGACCCAGAAGGAAAAUCUUAAAGCACAUAUCCGUGUACACACUGAAGUUGAAUUUACUCAUUCACACUGGGUUGCAUCUAUUCUUGUAAUGUCACAUCAAGCCCAUGUGCCAGGUGGCAAGUAUUCAUGCCAUGAGUGUAUAAGCCAGCUCCAUAGAAACACAAUCAUAGAUGGUUUAGCAGAAAUGUUUAUCAGAGAACAAGAAUAUUACAUCAAAAUGCAGCGUAAAUUAACACAUUCAUACAUCUUGAAUAUUACUUUAGCAGAUGGACAAUAUUCAAGUUUUGUAGAACUGGAGAUGGAUGGAUAUCCAAGACAUGGAUGGAGAGGCCCUCAGGAGGUUGACAAGAACCACACCCGGACUAGCAAGAUGCACCACUGCCCUUUCUGUGCCUACUCUACUGUACUGAAGUCCAAUCUCAAUAGACACGCGAGGAUUCAUACUGGGGAAAAACCUUAUUCAUGUCCUCAUUGUAGUUAUCAGACAACAAGUAAAGACAAUUUGAUGAAGAGACAUGUGCUAACUCACACUGGUGAAAAACCAUUUGCAUGCCCAUAUUGCCCUUAUCGAGCAAGUCCAAGAUUAGGUGUGGCCAUCUUUGAUAAGCUAAAGACAGUUAAUAAAAGUCUGAACAGUGUGGGGCUGGAGAGUGGCUGCCAAUGGAACAGUAGUAAGGAUGUGCGGAGAAACACAAAACAAGGCCAGGGUACCAAGGUUCACCAGUGCCCCUACUGUCAAUACUCCUCCACUGUUCUAACAAAUAUGAAUAGGCAUAUCCGAAGACACACUGGCGAGAAACCAUUUUCCUGUCCACAUUGUGCAUACAGUUAUAGGCAUAUUCAACAGGUGGGGCUGGAUGGUAGCGGACAGUGGCUGUGCACGAAGGCUUUGCGAAGAAACAUGAAGUCCCCAAACACUCACGGCAAGAUGCACCAGUGCCCCUUCUGCCAUUACUCUACUGCAAUUGUCACACAUAUGAAGAGACAUGUUCGCACUCAUACUGGAGAAAAGCCUUUUGCUUGCCCGCAUUGUGCUUAUAGCUCUGGGCAUCCUCUGCAGGUGGAGCUGGGCAGUGGCGGUCAGUGGCCUGAUGGGAGUGGAACCAAGCAAGCCUGGAUCUGCGCCAAUAACAUCAACAAGAUACACAAGUGCCCCUACUGCCAAUAUUCCUCCCUUGUUUUGAAUAACUUAAAAAGGCACAUGAGUAUUCAUACUGGAGAAAAACCUUUUGCAUGUCCUCACUGUUCCUACAGUUGCACAAGAAAAGGAAAUUUAGAAACACAUAUCAGAACCCACACAGGUGAAAAGCCUUACUCGUGCCAGCAUUGCCCAUACCGAUCUUCACGUAUGUUCUCCCUGAAGAGCCACAUGUCCACGCAUCAUCCAUAUGAAGUCAUCUCAAAAAAUUCUCGUGGUAUUAAAAGUGUAGUGAAGACAACAGAGGAACUAACUAAUAAAGAUGUGAGGCUGGAGAGGGACCAAGUUUGGACUGGUGAGAGAGGAGCUCCAGGCAACAGGAGGGGCUACAGCACUACCUACAAGAUCCAUCAGUGCCCAUACUGCCCUUAUUCCUCAAAUGUUGGACUGGACAGUACUGAAGAGAAGAAUAGGAGAAGGGGUUCCACAUCACGAAUGUUGACCAGCACCAACUACAAGAUGUAUGAGUGUCCCAACUGUACUUACACCACCUAUGUUGCUACCAGCAUGAAAAAUCACAUUCGGACCCAUACUGGCGAAAGACCUUUUUACUGUACUUACUGUCCUUUUAGUUCUACAACAAAGGCUAACCUGCAGAAACAUAUUCGUACCCACACUGGUGAAAAGCCCUUCAAGCAGGUGGGGAUGGACAGUGAUGACCUGAGGGAUGGCAGAAGAAUUACAGGACCUAGCAUGGAAGUUCCACCUUUCUACAAGACUCACCAGUGUCCUUACUGCACUUACAAUACAAAAUUUACCACAAGUUUAAGAAAUCACAUGCGAACUCAUACAGGAGAGAAGCCAUAUUCAUGCCCCUACUGUUCCUUUUGCUCUGCUACAAAGGACAGACUGAAAUCUCAUAUUCGUACCCACACUGGAGAGAAACCCUAUGUAGGAUUGGACAAUGACGAUCAAAGGACUGGUGGGAGAGGGACUGCAGGAGCGAAAAAGGGUGUUCCUUCAAUCGGCAAGGUCAUGAAGUGUCCCUACUGUGCCUACACGACCAGUAUCACUACAAAUAUGAAGAAACAUGCACGUACUCAUACUGGGGAAAAACCUUAUGCUUGUCCAUAUUGUCCAUUUAGAGCUUCUCAGACUGAAAACCUAAAGAGACACAUUCGCAGACAUACUGGAGAGAAGCCAUUUGCAUGUAAUUUUUGCCCUUAUCGUUCUACAGAGAAGAGUAGCUUAAAGAACCACAUAUGGGUUCACCAUCCAUCAGAUAGGCAUACCCUACAGGUGGAACCGGGCACUGAUGAACAGGCUGGCUGGCGAGACAACCUAGGACCUGAGUUUGGCUUGAAUAAGGGUCCCAAGAGCCACCAGUGUCCCUACUGCCCCUACAACACCAACUUUACAACCCACCUUCAAAACCAUGUGCGGACACACACUGGAGAGAAGCCUUACCAGUGCCAGUACUGUUCUCUACGUUUUGCCCAGAAAGGAAGCCUUCGAUCUCAUAUUCUAACUCAUACUGGUGAAAAACCCCAUGCUUGCACGCACUGUGGCUAUAGAUGUUCAAGGAAAAACACUCUGAAUGCCCAUAUAAGAGCUCAUCAUUUCUAAUGCUUUAAGAGAAAGAGAAGUAUAAAAAAUAUGGUCACAGUCACAGCUUAGUUAACCAUCUCUUAUAAUUGUCUCUUUCAUUUCUAAAAUCAGGCAUGAUAGAAUUAGUGUUCACAUGUAACAUAAACCAUAAAGAUGUCACCUGUACAGAAUUCAGAUUAUAAAUUUGUGUAA